Drosophila eugracilis is the source of this 1158-nucleotide messenger RNA. It is a transcript of the gene Cdk5, whose product is annotated as cyclin-dependent kinase 5 homolog. Bases 113 to 988 code for a protein of 291 amino acids. NCBI's taxonomy places the organism in Eukaryota, Metazoa, Arthropoda, Insecta, Diptera, Drosophilidae. The record is from RefSeq and is a predicted model, not a curated record. Gene Ontology annotation, molecular function: cyclin-dependent protein serine/threonine kinase activity; ATP binding. Gene Ontology annotation, biological process: synaptic vesicle transport; axonogenesis; protein phosphorylation. The transcript is spliced from 4 exons. Gene Ontology annotation, cellular component: cytoplasm; nucleus.
CGAGUAGAAGAGUGCUGUUAAGCGCACGAAUCGCUGGCAGCAAAAACAAACUGAAAAUAUAAUAAUCUUCGGAGUUUUUCAUCACUAUUUAGUGAAAAUACUAAUAACCAGGAUGCAAAAGUACGAUAAGAUGGAAAAGAUCGGUGAGGGCACCUACGGCACGGUGUUCAAGGGACGCAAUCGCGACACCAUGGAGAUAGUGGCCCUGAAGCGGGUGAGACUGGACGAGGACGAUGAAGGUGUACCUAGCUCAGCCCUCCGGGAAAUAUGCCUCCUAAAGGAGCUAAAGCACAAGAACAUUGUGCGCCUCAUAGACGUACUGCACUCGGACAAAAAACUCACCCUGGUAUUCGAGCACUGCGACCAGGACCUCAAGAAGUACUUUGAUAGUCUCAACGGGGAAAUCGACAUGGCCGUCUGCCGGAGCUUUAUGCUCCAGUUGUUGCGCGGACUGGCCUUCUGCCACAGCCAUAACGUUCUACAUCGUGAUUUAAAGCCGCAGAACCUUUUAAUCAACAAAAAUGGAGAGCUAAAGCUUGCCGACUUUGGUCUGGCUCGAGCCUUUGGAAUUCCCGUUAAAUGCUACUCUGCAGAGGUGGUGACCUUGUGGUACCGACCACCUGAUGUCCUAUUUGGAGCCAAGCUUUAUACUACCAGCAUAGACAUGUGGUCGGCCGGAUGCAUUCUCGCAGAACUGGCGGACGCAGGACGACCGCUGUUUCCCGGUUCUGAUGUACUUGACCAGCUAAUGAAGAUCUUCCGAGUGCUGGGCACCCCUAACGAGGAUUCAUGGCCGGGAGUUUCGCACCUAUCCGACUAUGUGGCGCUUCCAUCCUUUCCGGCAAUUACCUCGUGGAGUCAAUUGGUGCCUAGGCUGAACUCUAAGGGACGGGAUCUAUUGCAAAAACUGCUCAUCUGUCGGCCAAAUCAGCGGAUUAGCGCCGAGGCGGCCAUGCAACACCCCUACUUUACGGACAGCAAUCACUGAGAUAACCCCUAGCCUCUAUCCGGGCGACUCUUUCCACGUACUUUGAUUAGAAUUAAGCCGAAAGACUAACCUGGUCCAGCUAUGAAUGUGUGGAGUGUCAGCAGAUCUUUAAUUUAUAUUUAUGCACUAGAUGUCGAUGAUACACGAGUAUAAACGGACAUUUAUAUUUA